Cricetulus griseus (Chinese hamster) is the source of this 1405-nucleotide messenger RNA. The record is from RefSeq and is a predicted model, not a curated record. NCBI's taxonomy places the organism in Eukaryota, Metazoa, Chordata, Mammalia, Rodentia, Cricetidae.
AUGCCCUAUUUUAGCCUAGUGAAGACUUUAACAUCGGUUUUCCCAAAUGUGCAUAGUAUAUCACAGUUUCCUCAAAGGACGCCAGCAGUGUGCUGUUGUAGUCAAACACAGAGUGGUGAGCAAUACACCGAUCCUUUUAAACUUGGCUGGAGAGACUUGAAAGGUCUGUAUGAAGACAUUAGAAAGGAGCUGUGCAUCACCACCAAAGAAUUGAAGGACAUGUCCGAAUACUACUUCGAUGGCAAAGGAAAAGCCUUUAGACCGAUUAUUGUGGUGCUAAUGGCCCGAGCGUGUAAUAUUCAUCAUAAUAACUCCCGAGAUAUGCAAGCCAACCAGCGCUCCGUAGCCUUAAUUGCAGAAAUGAUCCACACUGCUAGUCUGGUUCAUGAUGACGUUAUUGACGAUGCAAGUUCUCGAAGAGGAAAACAUACAGUUAAUAAAAUCUGGGGUGAAAAAAAGGCUGUUCUUGCUGGAGAUUUAAUUCUUUCUGCAGCGUCCAUAGUUCUGGCACGGAUUGGAAACACAGCUGUUACAUCUAUUUUAACCCAAGUUAUUGAAGAUUUAGUGCGUGGUGAAUUUCUUCAGCUAGGGUCGAAAGAAAAUGAGAAUGAAAGGUUUGCCCACUACCUUGAAAAGACCUUCAAGAAGACGGCCAGUCUGAUAGCCAACAGUUGUAAAGCAGUCUCUGUCCUGAGUUGCCCUGACCCAGUAGUCCAUGAGAUUGCCUAUCAGUAUGGGAAAAACAUUGGAAUAGCUUUUCAGCUCAUAGAUGAUGUAUUGGACUUCACCUCAUGUUCUGACCAGAUGGGCAAGCCAACAUCUGCAGACCUGAAGCUAGGCUUAGCCACAGGCCCUGUCUUGUUUGCUUGCCAGCAGUUCCCAGAAAUGAAUGCUAUGAUAAUGAGACGGUUCAGUUUGCCAGGGGAUGUGGACAGAGCCAGACAAUAUGUAUUACAGAGUGAUGGCGUGCAACAAACAACCUACCUCGCCCAGCAGUACUGCCACGAAGCAGUGAGAGAGAUCAGGAAACUUAGAGCAUCCACAGAAAGGGAUGCCCUCAUCCAACUUUCUGAAAGUGUGCUCACAAGAGAUAAAUGACAAUUCUUCCUGUUCUUUCUGGCAGCUAUUUUACCAGACUGUGCCUAAUGAAUUUUGUGAAACACUAUUUGCUUCAUGUGCAGAUAACCAAAAAUCACUUUAGGAAAUAAUUUCAACCUUAUUGAUGGGCAAUUUUUUUUAUUGGCAAAGUUUUUCAGAAAACUUUUUAAAUGUAAUUAAACCAGUGUCAUUAUAGUCCUAUAAAUUCUAAUCGAGGUAUCCUGAUGGUUAUGUGUGGUCCUGUUUACAUUGUUAAUGCCCACAUGGAAAGCCAUUACACAAAUAAAUAAUCAAUGUUAAAAUUCAA